AUGAGUACGGAAGAGACUCUGUUGAAUCUAGAUUUCGACAAACCCAGCACGCACGAGAUUACGCCUCCCGAUGACGGUGUGGUGUCGCUCUCUAGCAGUGCUGAGGACAUUUGUUUAGUGCCAGAGGUCGGGUUCGAAGGAAACGUGGAUUCUCCAGGCGUGAACCGUGAGUCGCAGCCGCUGCUCGGCGGCCGCGGCGACUUAGAAGUAUCAUUCAAUCAUUUCCCAGAUGACCCUCAGUUUAGUGAGUUGGUGUGGCAGGCGGAGGUCGCUAUCGACAAUGGCAUCUUUCCCGAAAGGAUAUAUCAAGGUUCCAGUGGAUCAUACUUCGUCAAAAAUCCUGGCGGCAAAAUCAUCGGUGUUUUCAAACCAAAGGACGAAGAACCAUAUGGAAGAUUGAAUCCCAAAUGGACCAAAUGGAUGCACAAGCUCUGUUGUCCUUGUUGCUUUGGACGAUCCUGUCUUAUACCAAACCAGGGCUACCUCUCUGAAGCCGGGGCGAGCUUAGUCGACACCAAGCUCGGUUUACAAAUCGUUCCUAAAACGAAGGUGGUUAAAUUAGUGUCAGAGACAUUCAACUACCUGCGUAUAGAUAGAGAGAGAUCUCGUCUUAAACGUGCCAUCACAGAACAGUUCCCCACUCUCAGGUUCAACAGAAUGGGACUACCACCGAAGAUGGGUUCGUUCCAACUAUUCGUUGAGGGUUACAAGGAUGCUGAUUAUUGGUUGAGAAGAUUUGAACAGGAACCCCCUCCCGCUCACCUCAUGAACAAAUUCCAGUUGCAGUUUGAACGACUGGUCGUAUUAGAUUAUAUGAUAAGGAAUACGGACCGCGGAAACGACAACUGGCUCAUUAAAUAUGACACAUCGGACAGAGACAUGACGCAUCCCACGGAGUGGUCUGGAGGGUCGGAGGUUCGUAUUGCCGCUAUUGACAACGGGCUCGCGUUCCCAUUCAAACACCCAGACUCGUGGCGGGCCUACCCUUAUCACUGGGCGUGGCUGCCACAGGCCAAGAAACCCUUCAGUCAAGAUACUAAGGAGUUGGUGCUUCCACUGUUAUCAGACAUGAAUUUUGUCCAAGAAUUAUGUGAUGAGUUACAUAUAUUGUUCAAACAAGACAAAGGCUUCGACAAGGGUCUGUUCGAGCGGCAGAUGUCUGUAAUGAGAGGUCAAGUGUUGAACCUCACGCAGGCGCUCAAAGAUAAUAAGAGUCCCGUACAACUAGUGCAGAUGCCGGCCGUUAUAGUGGAGAGGUCUAAGAGCGGCUCGACGUCGUCUCGUUUCUUCGAUUCGUUCCAGCAGCGGUUCCAGCACAAGUCGCCGUUCUUCUCCUGGUGGUGA
Danaus chrysippus (African queen) is the source of this 1344-nucleotide messenger RNA. NCBI's taxonomy places the organism in Eukaryota, Metazoa, Arthropoda, Insecta, Lepidoptera, Nymphalidae. The record is from the annotation of a GenBank genome assembly.